AUGGAAUCAAGCGAUGAAGAUGAAACGGUUGACGGGAACCUGGAGGAGUUGAAAGUCGACUUGUAUGGUAAUAUGAAACUGUCGUGCAGGGAUGACAGCAGCAACGAUAGCAGCAACGAUGAGUCAGAAUCAGAUGAGAGAGGAGGGAGAAUGCAGAGAGAGGACCAAGUGUAUGAAAUUGUCUUGGACUCCUCCGAUGAGGAGGGUGAUGAAGAGCUGUACCGUCCUGUAUUCCCAAAACAAUCUGAGACAGUAAAGGUGGUCAGAAAACAAACUGAUGCUCCUCCCGCCACAAAAGCAAACAGGGUCUCUAUCGAAAGUGUCAAUAACAAACUGGAGGCUAAGGAAGGCAACAAAGUAGAAAGUCUGUCGUCCUGCUCAUCUGAUGACGAUGAAAUGGAGUUCACGAUGAAGCUUACGUGA
Messenger RNA from Seminavis robusta, 423 nucleotides. NCBI's taxonomy places the organism in Eukaryota, Bacillariophyta, Bacillariophyceae, Naviculales, Naviculaceae. The record is from the annotation of a GenBank genome assembly.